CCAGUCCAGAGUCUACAGACUCCAGUCCAGACAGUCAAGUCAGUUUGGCCGGAUUCAGAAUCGGGGAUAAUCAGUUAGGAUGUGUGUCUGUCAAAGUGAAGUAGAUUAUUAAUUUACUAAUAUUACUAGAAUUUUUAAUAUAUUUCAAAUUAAUUUGUACUUUAAAUAAAGGAAGAGACAUUUUAUUCUACAAAACAUACAAAUAUGACUUCAGGGAAAGAUGCAAUGGGUGAACAACCAAUCUUUACAUGCAAAGCGCAUGUUUUCCACAUUGACCCGAAAACCAAGAGGUCUUGGAUAUCAGCAUCUGCUACUGCUGUGAAUGUUUCCUUCUUUUACGAUUCUACUAGGAGUCUAUACAGGAUCAUCAGUGUGGAAGGUACCAAGGCGGUAAUUAACAGCACUAUAACUCCUAGUAUGACUUUCACAAAGACCUCACAGAAAUUCGGCCAAUGGUCUGACAUAAGGGCAAACACCGUAUAUGGUCUUGGAUUCUCAUCUGAAGCUGAACUGAACAAGUUUAUUGAGAAGUUCCAAGAGGUAAAGGAAGCUACAAGACUAGCUAGUGCCAAGGCCACUAGUAAUGGCACAGCGACUGGAGCAACCCCUGUCACUAGUGCCAACGCCAGUCCUAUCACGGCCCGUGCUGCACUGCCAGAUCCUGCUCCCCUAUUGGACCCACCGCCCCAAGCUCAGACCUGCACGUCCCCUGCCCCUGCCCAGGGGUCUGACGACAGCGACACCUCCCGCAACUCUCAUCAGCGCAGCCAGUCUCUCUCUGGGCUUCAGCCAGGUGAAAGUCCGAAACAUCAGCCGAAUGAGAAUGUAAAACCUGCACCUGUGAUGGCUGCAACCCCUGCAGCAUCUUCCGGAGAAACCCAGCUAAAAUACGAGAAUGAUAGGCUGAAAUUGGCAUUGGCCCACAGUUCAGCAAAUGCAAAGAAGUGGGAAGUUGAGUUGGCAACAUUGAAGAGUAACAACUUGCGGUUGACUAGUGCUCUGCAGGAGAGUACUGCCAAUGUGGAUGAGUGGAAGCGACAGCUGCAUUCUUACAAGGAGGAGAACCAACGUCUAAAAUCCAAGUAUAUCGAAUUGGAGGCAGCUAAAGGUGGAACGGAGGCAGCGGUGGAACUACGGAAGGAACUGGCAACAUUGCGACUCAGAGUGGAGCAGUUAGAGGUAGAGUUGAAGAACAAGGAUGAGGAAUUGAAGAGGCUCAGUGUGAACAAGCAGCCACAUGAAGAGAGGUGUAAGAUCUUGCAGCAGGAGAAUGCCGAGCUGCAGGCAGGAGUUUCGCUGGCUCAGGCUCAGCUGGAGACGGCGCUCGAGGCUCACGAGAGUCAACGAAGGGUCAUGGACACGCUCAACAGCCAGUUCGCUCUCCGCAUACAAGAGUUGGCUGGCAUCCACCGUGAGAUUGCUACUGCACUGCAGUCAUGAGGCUCAGACAGUGCCUACUGGUUCUAGUCAGCGUGCACUUGCGUCCCGCAUACUUUCAGGUGAAUCCACAACAGUAACGUGUGUUCUCUGCAAAAUUCAAAAUUAAUUAUUAAUUGACGUUUGACAAAUUAAUUCUGAUGAAGUUGUGUGUUAGGUUUAUUUAUACACUCACAAUAAGACUAGUGUAUGUUCUUCUGUUUUUUAAAAAACAGUUUAGCUGUCAGGUCUAGGCUGUAAAAGGAAAACCAUAUGUCUUUAUUAGGUAACAUCUGUUAUGUUUUGAUUAAACUUAAAAAAAAUAUUAAUUCCUCUGCAGUGCAGAAUCACUCAAAAAUGUUGUAAGUGCAUAAUUAGAGCCAAUACUUUUUGUCAUUUGGCUCUUAUGAUGACAUAAUCAAGAUCUAUAUAGUUCAUUUUUCUAAAUUCAAAACAAUCUCCAAUAUUAACCAACAUAAACGGUAAAAUACCAUUUUGAAAGAAAUGUACUACUUAAAAUGAAUAUUAUUCUUUGAUAUAUAAUUUUAAUGUAAUCCUAAACAUUAUUUUAGACAGAUUUUUAUUAUAAAUAAAGAAAUAAAAAAAGCAAAUUGAAUAGUUUCAAUGCUGAUCUUUUUAUUGCUUAAAAUGUAAGCAAGUGGUAAAAAAUGCCAGCUUUAAUUCAUACUACUAGAAGAGUGAAUUAGUGACUUUCAUACUUCAUCAGAUAUUAUUAUCAGUAUCACAUAAACCCAAUUCAAUUCUCGACUUCAAUUAAUUACAAUUAACAAUUUUUUUUCUAAAGUGAACCGAAAGUAGGAGACGCAAUGCACUGUGGGAGGAGCACAUACUCAGUGUUGUAGGAUCCGGUAGGCGAAGACUCAGUGUUCUAUGCACAUAGACCCUCUUAUAGAAUAAGUAUUUUUAACGAGUUGUUGCAGCAACAUAUAGAUCUGAUCUGAAGAGAUCUAGAAACUGUUAACACUACAGUGGUAGUUGAAAUUUAACCACCUACCUUGUUACUCUGUUACUCUUGUGCAAUAUAUAAAUGUGCUUGUAAAUUUGAUGAAUGGUGCAAACUAUUUUCGAUUUCUACUAGGAAAUUGAUAAAGCAACUAUCAGCUUUUGUGAGAACUUAAGAUUGUCGUCAAAGUUGAACUUUUGAAACUGUGUACUAGAGAAGUAAUAUCCACUGUAACGAAUGAACUGGUUGUGUAGUCAUUUUAUAUCCAUAAUGUUUCCAAUCAAUUUUAGAUAUAGGUUUGCUGUCUGGCAAUUGUAUACAAGACUGUUUGUCAUAAGCCUGUUAUGAUGCACUAUUACAUCUUAAGUUUCUCUUUAUUAUAAAUUCAAAGUUAAAUAAUUUGUUUGUCUCCAUUUAUUAUAGUAAAUAUUUGGAAAAAAUAUGAUUUGUUGUCUCUUAAACGUUUGUUAUUUAACUGUUAUUGUGUUUUUCACUUACUAUUUUUUACACUAUAAUCCUUUUUUUAUGUUGUUUUAGUUUGGUUUCUUAAAUCAAAAUAUAAAUUUUUGUACAUACAUAAAACAAUUUUGAUAACAUCACUUUGCUUUAAUUGUUUUAUUGUUAAUACUAUGUAUAAAAUAACAAUAUUGUUUGUGUACAGGGCAGUACAAGCCUUUUUGAAAAAUAUAUAUAUCAGCUUUAGAUGUUAGUUAAGUUAUUAUAAAGUAAGGCAAAUAUUAAAAAUACAAAAGUCUAUGAGUGCUUAUUAAUGAAAUCAGUGACUUUGUUUAUAUUUAUCUGCUUUUUAAAAACUGUACUAAUUUGAUUUUUGUCCAUUAAUGUAUUCUGAAAGUGUUUAUAUGUAGCUGAAUUUAAUCUACUGAAAAGCAUAUCUUGUUAUUCAGUUCUGAAAUACGUUUCAAGUAGAAUGGACUAAUAACAUUUGUUGCUGCCAACUUUACAAUUCUGCUUGUAUUCGUUUAACAUUUUUUAAAUGUUCAUAAUAGACCUAAAUUCGAUUAAAAAAUUUUGUUACAAUAAUAUACAUUCCACAAACUUGUCUUGUCUUACGUGUAAGAUUACAUGUUAGACUUAGAAAAACUAUGUUGUUAUUUGAAACAAAUGGUUUUUAAGAUUUGUAAUGCAUCCCAAAGGUUUGUUGUAUUUAUUUUAUACAAGUAAGUUUAGUGAUUAUAUAUAAUACUGUAAGUGGAUUUGAUUUUUAGUGUUGCACCAUUCUUUAAAUGGAUUUUACAAGUAUCUUACUACUGGGUAUGACUAUCAUAACUUUUGAGUAGUUAUAGGUCUAUCGUUAAAGCCUCCCUAGAACGUCGGGCGCACAAAUUUGGCACAAUAAAUACACUAUAAGUGGGAAAGUUGUAAGUAGUUGUAAAUUAUUGGAUUUCUAAUAUUAAUUUAGUCUGGAAAAACAACUUGAUUCUGACCUAAUCUUUCAGUCUUUUAGCUCAGUUUAGCUAUGUGCAGGAGUUUAUAAAAGUACAGCAUAUUAUAUAUAUAUAAAAUAAUAAUAUUUGCCAAGAAAUAAGUACUUAUCUGAUUUUUUCAUAACUGCCCGAAAAUUUAUUUUACUCUCAUUGAACAUUGUUUAUUAAAUUGAUACAAGACAAGAUUUUAUAAUUGGCUGUGGUAGCUAGAUGGGAAUUCAGAUGAUCUUGUAAAUGUCUAUUUAAACGCACAGUGGCUAACUGGUUUUGCAGACUAACCCAUAACUUGAUAUAUGUUUUCUUCUUUAAGAAUCAAACUAUAUCUAAUAAAAUGUUUUAAAUCUUUUGAAAAAUAUGCUCUUAAAUGGAGGUAAUUGAAUUAAAAAGUUUUUUGUUAGAACACAUAACAUUUUGCAAUGUAAAAAUAUUCUCUAAAUUUGAUAAUGAUAUAACAAGUUCAGAAUAACAAAACGGUUUGAUAACCUAACAUCACAAAUAAAAACAUCACUUUAAAAUAAUUUUUGAAUGUUAUAAGGUUAUCAAGUAUAUUUUAAUAUUUGGUGUUUCAAGCCAUCUUUUUUUUUAUUCUAAGAAACGUUUAGUUUUAUUAGAAGACAGUAUUUGUUGUCGCCGUGGACGUUUUUAAACGUUGUGCGCCCGGCUAGCCAAUGUAAAUAGUCAGUAUUUCUUAUGCACUCAAAUUAUUACAGCACAAUGAUGUUAAGGCGCCAAUCUCAACUUGUUGUUAUUUUUGGAAGUACAGAACUGUCUGUGUGUUCAUCAUUGUGUAAAUGUAGUGGUAGGCUAGGGCGUCAUCACUCUUGUACAUACUGUAUCUCUUCUUGUUGCCAAGGUUAUAGUAUAGGGCUAGGAUGUGACAUACGGGUACCGAGUUUGCCCCUCUUGUGAUACACACUUCCAGUUCUCUGUCGAAUAUCAGGUAUUAAAGAAUCUUGAAUCAACACGGUCGAUCUGGAUUUUACCAUGACAGUUUUAACGUCUAGACACGUUUGUUAUAAUGUAUAGACUUAGAAAUCGGAAUACUCCUUAUGAAGUACUUAAAAUUGCCAAAUUAAGUAAUGGAUAUAUGAGAUGUAAAAAUAGCUUGUAAAUAUAGAUAUGUAGCUCUUUAAUCAAAGAAAGGGAUUUAGUGAUCUGCGUGUUUGGUUCUAGCAUGUGCUGUGACUUUGUGUUAUUUAUGAUAUAAAAAGUAAGUUUAUUUUUAUUUGUCUGACUGAUAUUGAGAUAUUAAUUAAGUAACAGUGCAGCUCUUUGGCAGCUAUUAUCUGGCAAUUUAUACUCAGACUAGUUUAUACAGUUAAUUAUUACACAAUAAGUUAUGUAUGAUCUUAUUUGAAUUGGUUUUAACAAUGUGUGCUAUUGUAGUUAACAGUUAUAACUAAAAAUUGUAAUUUUUAUGCAUUUUAUAUAAACUUUUAUCGUUGUUUAGAAUUACAUUAUUAAAUAACAAUUAAUGUAAAUCAAAUUAAUAUUUUUGGGUUCAGACUUUUUUUGUUACUUUUUUAGGGGAACGACUUUGAAAUAAUAUUGUACAUUAAACUAAAUCCCACAAUUUAUAACAGAUAUUCCUGUGUGAAAUGAAUCCAUUCCUUUUAAUGUUAGACACAGCAGGCUAUUUAUUAAAGUAAUUGUAAUAAUUUAAAUCAUGUUAACGAUACUAUAAUGUAAUUAUUAGCAGGCAUUAUGAUUUCCUACAUUCGUAACUGGUUUUGUGGUCCAAAUUAUAUAUUGAAUUAUCAUUUCAAUCUAUAUGUUAACAAAUAAUUAAUAAAAUUAAGUACUAGCUAUUGAAAUAUUUUUGAAAUUGCAGUUACUGAAUUUUUUAAAUGAUUUCACUUAUCAGCAACAAUAAAUUGAAAGAAUAUUAAAAAUACACAUAUUCCUUAAUGAAGGUAAGAAUAUGAGAGUAGUGGUGUUCCUAAUUAUGUUCAUGAAUGACCUCUACCAAUUACUUCAGCUCUUCCAAAUAAUCUACCAGGAGGGUUAUAAGUUUCUAAUCAAUAUUAUAUAGUUUACUACUUUUCCAAUUUUUAAUGAACUGUUGUUUCCUUGUCAACUUAUAGAAGUAAUAAUUUUUGUUACUAAUUAAAUAUUGUAAAGUUGUUGCUUUUUGGUUUCUAAGUACAAAGGGUGUAAUUAAAUUGACUAAGAGGCAUGAUUAACAUUGAUGUAUUAUUAAUAAAAAGUGUACUUAUCCAACAGGAUGUUUUGCAGUCGAAAAAUUAUUCAACAUAUUAAUAUAAAUCCAAACAAUUAUAAUUUGUUUCUAUGUGUCGUUUACAAGAAUAAAUGGUGUACAAUGCCUUUUUAUAAA
Messenger RNA from Homalodisca vitripennis (glassy-winged sharpshooter), 6160 nucleotides. RefSeq names its product homer protein homolog 1 (gene homer). The record is from RefSeq and is a predicted model, not a curated record. Bases 205 to 1440 code for a protein of 411 amino acids. Gene Ontology annotation, molecular function: G protein-coupled glutamate receptor binding. Lineage: Eukaryota; Metazoa; Arthropoda; Insecta; Hemiptera; Cicadellidae. The transcript has 8 exons. Gene Ontology annotation, biological process: regulation of store-operated calcium entry; G protein-coupled glutamate receptor signaling pathway. Gene Ontology annotation, cellular component: plasma membrane; cytoplasm; dendrite.